This is a messenger RNA of Epinephelus lanceolatus (giant grouper), 1714 nucleotides long. RefSeq names its product high-affinity choline transporter 1-like. Gene Ontology annotation, molecular function: choline:sodium symporter activity. The record is from RefSeq and is a predicted model, not a curated record. Lineage: Eukaryota; Metazoa; Chordata; Actinopteri; Perciformes; Serranidae. Gene Ontology annotation, cellular component: plasma membrane. Gene Ontology annotation, biological process: choline transport; acetylcholine biosynthetic process; transmembrane transport.
GUGUUCAUGAUCCACGAUGGCUCUCAAUAUACCAGGGAUGAUAAUGAUGGUAGCUUUCUAUGUGCUGGUAUUGGGAACCGGCAUCUGGGCGUCCAUGAAAUCUAAAAUCAUGGAGAAAAGCACACUCAGUAGUCAUGUAGAAGUUUCCUUUUUGGCUAACCGCAGGGUCAGCUUGCUACUGGGAGUAUUUACAAUGACAGCUACUUGGGUUGGAGGUGCCUUUAUCAUCGGUGUUGCAGAGUCUGUGUAUGAUCCUACCAAAGGUCUAAUCUGGGCUCUUGUUCCUCUGCAGGUCUCUCUUUCCUUUAUUAUUGGUGGAUUGUUCUUUGCAAAGCCAAUGAGGGAGAACAAUUACAUAAGUAUGAUGGAUCCCUUUCAGAGGAAGUAUGGAAAACCACUGACUGCGGUUCUCGCCAUUGUUCCAGUCAUAGCUGAAAUCAUCUGGGUUCCUGGAUUACUGAUUUCUUUGGCGGCGACCAUGACUGUCAUCUUGGAUCUGCCCUUUAGUGUUUGCGUCUGGAUCUCUGCUGCAGUGGCGAUCAUCUACACCGUUCUUGGAGGUCUCUACUCAGUUGCAUACACUGAUGCCAUCCAGCUGUUACUUGUGCUUUUUAGCUUGUGGCUGUGUGUCCCCUUCGCUAUGACAAGUGACGUUUAUACUGACAUCACUAAAACAGCAUUGAACCACACAUAUCAGGCCGCCUGGCUUGGCCACCUUGAGGCUCAUGACGUCGGUAGAUGGAUUGAUGAUUUCCUAUUGAUGACUGUGGGCAAUAUGGCCAUUCAGGAUUUCCAUCAAAGGAUUCUCUCCUCCAGCUCCACGUCCACAGCCAGAAUCAUCUGUUUCAUAGCAGCAGGUGGAGUCAUCAUUGCAGGACUUCCAUCAGUGUUGAUCGCUGCUGUUGCAGCUUCAACUGACUGGAACUCCACCACAUAUGGUUCUCCCUCUCCAUAUGAGCGAGGGGAGGCAGCCAUGGUAUUGCCCAUCAUCCUUCAGCAUUUGACCCCAAGCUACAUUUCUGCUUUUGGCAUUGGAGCUGUUGCUGCUGCAGUGAUGUCAUCCACUGACUCUUUUCUCUUAUCUGCAACCACCAUCUUCACCACCAGCAUCUACCAGACCAUCAGGAGUCAGGCAUCAGAUAAAGAGCUGCAGUGGGUGAUUUGUCUCUCCAUAGUGGUUGCAGGACUUGUUGGAACAUCCCUCACCUACCUGGACGGCGGCAUCUUAGUGUUCUGGAUCCUAGGCUCAGACUUGACCUACACGAUUAUAUUCCCCCAACUGAUCUGCGUCCUCUUCACGGAGGUAUCCAACGGUUACGGGGCGAUCGCAGGCUACCUUGUUGCAGUGGUAAUGAGACUGUUGUGUGGAGAGCCAUUGUUAGGCCUUCCGGUGUUCCUGCAGUUCCCGGGUUGCACUUUAGAGGAUGGUGUUUACAUUCAGCGCUCUCCUGUCAAGACCAUUUGCAUGCUGUGUGCGCUGGUCUCCAUUCUCAUGUUUUCAUAUGUGGCCUCACUCCUGUUUAACAAGGGGAUCCUUCCUGGGAGGUGGGAUGUGUUCAAGGUGAAGUCCCAGGGAGCACCAGCAGGUGGUGCCAAAGAGGUUGACUUUGAAAAUGAAGAGGACACAGUGGCCUCUGCACCGAUGCUCGAUACAGGAUGCUAGAUUUUGCAGGCCUUUUUAAAAAAAAAAGUUUUUGUGUGUUUCUGAUAAGAU